AUGGCGGCAGUGCGCGUACCUAAGGAGCCCCUGGUUGCCGUCAUGGGCACCACCGGCACUGGAAAGUCCGAUCUGGCGAUAGACUUGGCCCUUAGAUACAAUGGAGAGAUCAUCAAUGCCGAUGCCAUGCAGAUGUACCGGGGGCUUCCUGUUAUCACCAACCAGAUCUCCACCGAAGAGCAGCGCGGCAUCCCGCAUCACCUACUAGCCAAGAUUGAUCCACUUGAACCGACAUGGACCAAUGGGCUGUUCGCGCGGGAAGCGAACAAGCUCAUAAGAGACAUCCGUAGCAGAGGGAAGCUGCCCAUUGUGGUCGGCGGCACUCAUUACUACAUCCAGUCGCUCCUUUUUGUGGGCAACCUGGUCGAAUCAAGCAGCAAAGAGUCGGACGACACUACUUACCGCCUCGAAGAAGAAAACACUACUCAGUUUCCCAUUCUCAAUACGCCUACUAAUGUGAUGUUGGAAAGACUCCGACAGGUCGAUCCCUCAAUGGCUGACCGCUGGCACCCAGAUGACCGACGUAAGAUCCGGCGUUCGCUGGAGAUAUACCUUACAACAGGCAAGCGGGCAUCAGAUAUAUAUGCUGAACAGCAGCAAGCGAAAGAUGCUUCCGCCCCUAAGAGAGGCCCCUGGGAGUCGCUGGUUUUCUGGGUAUACACCGAGCCUGAGGUGUUGAAAGAGCGACUCAACAAGAGAGUAUCUAAGAUGGGCGAGGCUGGACUAAUGGAUGAAGCCAGAGGCCUACACAAUAGACUCCUCCAGCGCGCCGACCAGGGGGAAGCUAUCGAACGUACCCGAGGCAUAUGGCAAUCCAUUGGGUAUAAACAGAUGGAGCUAUUCCUCGAGGGUGAAAAAAGAGGAGAGUCUCAACAGUCUCUAGAGAAGCUGAAAGAGACAGGCCUAGAAGAGAUGAGGUCUGCAACCAGACAGUACGCGAAGUACCAGCUUCGAUGGAUUCGCCACAAGUCGAUUCCAGCGUUCAGAGAACACGAUGCCAUGGAUCUCCUGUAUUUGCUAGAUAGCACUGAUGUGCAGAAGUUCUCUCACAAUGUUCUCGAGCCAGCUGCAGAGAUUUGCGGUCGUUUCCUUGAGGGUAAGGAAUUGGCUAAACCUGCUAAACUUUCUACCACGGCAAGAGAAGUCCUGGCCUCGUUCGAGACGAGCGAGACGUCAUCCAAGCCCAUGUUCAAGGUCAAACUUUGCGAGGCAUGCAAUAUGAGUCUCCCAACGGAGGAUCAAUGGAUCAAGCACAUCAAUGGCAGAAGGCAUCGCCGUGUCCUUCACAAGAAGAAUCAUACUGCUCUCGUACCAAUCGAGACGGAAACUCCCUGUUGA
Molecule: messenger RNA, 1338 nt
Organism: Anthostomella pinea
Lineage: Eukaryota; Fungi; Ascomycota; Sordariomycetes; Xylariales; Xylariaceae
Source: the annotation of a GenBank genome assembly